Messenger RNA from Psilocybe cubensis, 822 nucleotides. RefSeq lists its product as uncharacterized. The record is from RefSeq and is a predicted model, not a curated record. The transcript has 3 exons. The coding region runs from base 1 to 822 and encodes 273 amino acids. Gene Ontology annotation, molecular function: GTP binding. Lineage: Eukaryota; Fungi; Basidiomycota; Agaricomycetes; Agaricales; Agrocybaceae.
AUGGGUGCUACGGGCGCCGGUAAAAGCAGCUUUAUCAACACGGUCUUGGGAACGGACUUCUUGAAGGUCGGGCAUAAAAUUGAAUCAUGUACCACCGAGGUUACAGCUGUCGAGGUACCUUCCGAGAAGCUUCAAGACAUCCCUUUGCUAUCAAAUAAGGGAAUCUAUCUGGUAGACACUCCAGGAUUUGACGACACUUAUAAGGAUGACGUGGAGAUAUUGAAGAAAAUUUCGAAAUGGUUGAAAGCUUCAUACAAUGAAUACGCCUUGGGGGGCGUAAUCUAUCUCCACGAUAUCUCUGUGGAUCGGUAUACAGGCACAGCGAAGCGAAACUUGCAAUUAUUCAACAAGCUUUGCGGAGAGUCCGAAAGCGUCCUCGACCGCGUUAUUAUUGGACUCACCAAAGGCGACCGUAUUCAACCGGACGAGGAGAUUAGGAGACGAGAGGGAUUGAAGCAGCGUCAGUUUAACUAUAUGAUGGCCAAAGGAGUGGAAGUCCUUCGUGUCUCCAGAGGUGACUCGAAAAGUGGUCAUCCUAACACAAUUCUUCGGAAUCUUCUGCACAAACAGCAAACUCGUUUGAUCUUAAGGAUACAAGAAGAGAUGGCGGUCAUGAAAAAAGUUGUUUCCCAAACCGAUGCCGCGCAGGAGCUUCGCCUGACUCUUGCUCAGGUUUUAAAACUCCAGAAGCAACGCUCUGAAGUCUCUGUCGCACCGACAGACCUCGAAGAAGCAAGGAGGCAAAUACAAAAUUUAUCAGAUCAGCUCAAGGCUUUACAGAUUCCAUUCUCUCGUCGACUAAGAAUGCUCCUUGGAUUUUGA